UUUCAGCUUGCUCAGCACAAUGCUGACCAAAAAUGAGCUUAUUCAUAUGAUAUCCGAACUGAUAACUCCUCCAGCAGAAACAUGGAAAAAUGAUCCGUUUGAGCUACUGGUGAAGAAAUGCCCGAAGGAUCUGUUUGAAAAGUAUGUAGACACACCAAACGAAGAUUCAAUUCCAUCUACUUCUGAUGAUGUUAGAACUGUCAAUGCCGAUGUCAGAAUUUACUAUUCUCAAAUUCUCGGAGGUCUUUAUCUUGAUCUUGCGAAUUUGCUCAAAUCAGAACGUGCGAACUGCUCCGACGAAUACCAGCUUUUGUCACUUCAAGAUGUCACACUUGUGAGAAAAUCAUUCGAAUUCUUCUUGCUCACCGGUAUCUUGCCAUUUAUGGAGCCCGGUGCCGGACUCGGAGCAGCCUCACGCAGUACAUUCAUCAAAUCGUGGAAACUAUACGAUGGAAACAAAGAAACGUGUAUUGAAAAGCUUGAGUUUGCUGCAAAAGUGAUCAUAAAUCUUCUGGAAAGCAAUGAAUCUCUCAUCGGUCAAUUCUUGACAAAAUUCAUCGACGAUGUGCUCGCCGUUCGUUUCCAGCUUCUUCAGCUGAAAAUCGAUAAAUACGAGUUGAACUUCGCUGAGCUGGUCUCAAAACUCCAAAUUGACGUUCUUUUCGGAUCUUUGAUGUUUCUGACGCAGGAUAAGAAGACAGCAAAGACGCCGAUGUGGUUGAAAGUUGCUUGUGGCAAACAGAUGACAAAGAUUCUUGUCGGAAAAGAUGGAUUGUCGUAUCUUUUGCAGUAUUAUCGUGAACGCGCUGGAGAUACAUGGACCGACAAUCUACCAUUGACAAAACAAGUUUCCUGGCAUUUGGCAACUGUUCCAAAAAUGUUCAGACACCCAUUGAACUAUCAUGAGAUUAUCUCGAAUCAAUUCUUCGAACUCUUGUGGAGCCAGAAAAUCCCCGAGCAAAAUACUCUGAACGUGUUCAUCAACUAUGUCGAAGAGCUUCACACUCGUUUUGCUCUCAACGCAAAUCUUACGGUUUUCGACAAAAUUCUGAACUUCUGGGAGGUGCUGGACAAGAAAAUUCAGGAUAAAACGGUCAUGCAUUCGGAGAAAGUGGAGAACUAUUCACCGAAUUUCAUCAGAAAUCUUCAACUUCUGUCACAGCUGCAACUGUCGGCUGAUGUGAAGAGAACUCGUGCGCUGUCUACAUGUUUAUUCGCUUGCGUGGAACAAAUUCCAUAUAUUAAAGAUAUUUUAAAAUCGGCGUUGGAUAGUGUUUUGAGUAUUGGAUACAUAAUUUAUCAAUUUGUAAUGACACCAUCACAUCGUGUUGCUUUGGAAAAGAAAUUUGUAACGUCAUCGAAAAUUCAGGAAAUUGGUGGAGAUAGCAAUGGAAAUGACACUCCGUUCGAUGAAAUGUGGCUUCACGGAAUUGAAAGUACUGAUGAAGGUGUAGCUCGUCGCCUUGAAACCGCAUUUUUCGUCAUCGACAAUGUUCUGACAUCGGCACAAAUUCGCCCAAUUCUAGAGAUGAUGAAUAUGGCGUUGGAUGACUUUUUGAAAGUUUCCGAGAAAGAGCGAGAAGAUGAUCAAGCUAGAUUUGUACAAUUGGACGGAGCAAAGUUGUUCUCAUCAUCCCAUGCGCAUCUUGUCGUCGGAGCAUGUUUUGAGAGAAUCAUAAAUUUGGCUCAAGAUUCUGGUUUCUCACAGGAAGAAUGUGUUCAAUUGUUGAGAAUUGCCGAGUCCAUCCUUAACAAUUGUACUGGAAAAUUUAUGCGUAUGGCGAAUAGAAAACGAAAUGUCGAUGUUUUUCGAAUGACGCCGACAGAGAAGAAAGAAUUUGAGUGCAGCCGAGACUCUGCAAAAAUGUGUCUUCCAAUGAUCAGCACAGUAUUCAUGCUGACUCAAACAACAACUCGAAUGCACGAUGUUCAUAUCAGAUCCAUGGAAGCCAUGGCAAACUUUACAAAAGCUGCUGACGCUUUUCCAUCCGAAGAUGUUUCUUUUAAUUUAGCUGUUGACGAAGCUAAGAAACUGCUCAGAGAUCUCAAAAUUGACGUGAAUCAAGUCAACGCACCAACUCUGCCACAAAGAACCGAUCGCCAACGAUAUAAUCAACAAGUUGACGUUUGUAAUGAGUGGAUUGAAGAGCUUCAUGACGAUGAGCCAGCUAUCAAAGGAGGAGCAUUAAUGCAAAUUGCUAGAGUAUUCCGAAACAGAACGUAUCACUGUCAGAGGUUGUUCGAAUAUGGAGUAUUUGAUGCUGUCAAAGAUAUGGUCGCCGAUGAUGAUUCAUACGUAUAUUUGUCUGCAAUCAAUUGUCUCUGUGAAAUGGGACUUUACAAUAAGAACAUGUUUGAGGAUACAAUUGAAUAUUAUGAAGAGAUGUCAAAUCAACCUCAGAAAGACACUAAAAUGAUCAUUCGUGUUGGAAGAGUCGCUGAAGCGAUUGGAAAACUUUUGCUCGCACGUGGAGAGAUUUCUGUCACCUAUUUCGAUCGACUCGCCACACUUUUCAUGAAAGGAAUCGAUGAACCAGAAGAGAUUCUUCGUGCCAGCAGUUGUGGAGCUUUUGGAAAUCUUAUGAUUGCUACUCGUGGACGAGGAUCCGAGAAAUGGUUGGGACAGGUGUUCCAUAAAAUUGUCAAUAUUAUUCGAGUCGAUCGAUCGCCACUUGUUAGACGUUCGGCUGCUGAUCUCAUUCGUCAUAGCUUACAAUCAACUGGUAGAGAUAUGCUGGCUAUUCUCCGAGAACAUCUUCUCGAUCUUCACCGCGAAAUUCGUCAACUUCAUCGAACGGAUCGUGAUGAGACUGUCCGUUUACACGCUCAAUUAUGUCUCGAAGAAAUUGAAGCAGCACUGCGUCAAAAUCAAGAGGACACUGAAAGAGGAUAUCACAGAAGAAUACGGUUCUAAUAUCAAUGUUUAUUGUCAUGACAAAAAUAUUCUGAGAUUAUUUAUCAGUUUAUAUAAUUUUCUAGAGGCUUUAUUGAGUUGUAAGCGAUUUUUGUUUCUUUUUUUCCUUUUUUUGUUCUGAUUUUCAUUUUUAACAUUUUUCUUCAUAUGCGGAAUAUUUUAUUAAAAUUAAUUCCCACCGCCCCCCGCCCCCCAAUUUCCAAAAUCUCAUUCACAAGACUUGUCGUUCUCUUUUCUCAUUUCUUGGUAUUUUUCGCAUCAAUUGUUUCGUUCUUAUGGAAAUACUUUCUUUUUCAUAUUAAAGUUUUGUUAAAAGUG
Caenorhabditis elegans is the source of this 3232-nucleotide messenger RNA. It is a transcript of the gene ekl-6, whose product is annotated as RTP1_C1 domain-containing protein. The record is from RefSeq and is marked reviewed. Lineage: Eukaryota; Metazoa; Nematoda; Chromadorea; Rhabditida; Rhabditidae.